Messenger RNA from Coregonus sp. 'balchen', 946 nucleotides. Lineage: Eukaryota; Metazoa; Chordata; Actinopteri; Salmoniformes; Salmonidae. The record is from the annotation of a GenBank genome assembly.
AUGGCGCUGUCGUUUAAGAAAGACUUGGAGAAGUACAAGGAGAUUGACGAGGAUGAGAUCCUUAACAACCUGUCAGAGCAGGAACUCAAACAACUGGAGACCGCUCUGGAGGAGAUGGACCCAGAGGUAUGGAGGGGCGGGGUGGUGCGUCUCUCUGCGUCUGUGUCUUCCUUGUGUUUACUCCUUGUUAGCUAGACAGACAUCUCAUUCUUAUCAACGUUUAACCUCCAACUCAACUCUCGCAAUCCUCAACUCUCAAUGUUGUGAAAUCUAAGGGAGAGGGAAAGAGAGCGUGUGUGUGUAUUUAUGUGUUGAUUCUGCAGAGAGUCUGCCAAGUGUUUGUAUGGUUAUUUGCUAGCGGAAUGGAGCAGAAUGGAGCAGAAUGGAGCAGAAUGGAGCAGAGCAGAGUAGAGUAGAGUAGGAUAAUGAACCCCCCCCCAGAGCCAGAGUGAGACCAAUAGCCCUUUUUAAACACUAUUGUAGUGAUAUUACACAAUACAAACCGACAGAAGUAUUGGGAAAUGUGGGAAUAGGCCUAUUUCAAGACACGUUACGUCUAAAGUAGAGAGCAUCUUAAACAUUAUUCUUGUCUUUCACUUAUAGACAGCAUGAGUGAGAUGAAUCAACUAACUAGGCGACCAUAGGAACACAACACAUCACCGAAUGUAGCCCUAAUGUUUUUAAACAUGGCACAUGAAUUCUCCAAUCACCAAUUGAUCAAUCAGUCAAUAAACCCGUGUAUCCACCCCUCCGUGUCUCCCCCCAGAAUGCAUUGCUGCCAGCGUCGAUGCGUCAGAAGGACCACACAGUGAAAGCAGCCACCGGCCCCUACAGCAGAGAGAAACUCCUCAGUUAUCUGGAGAAGGAGGCUCUGGAGUAUAAAGACAGAGAUGACGUAGUGUCAUUCACUGGAGAGAGGAAAGGUAUGGUACCUGGUGUGUGUUGA